Magallana angulata is the source of this 2487-nucleotide messenger RNA. RefSeq lists its product as uncharacterized. NCBI's taxonomy places the organism in Eukaryota, Metazoa, Mollusca, Bivalvia, Ostreida, Ostreidae. The coding region runs from base 136 to 1659 and encodes 507 amino acids. The transcript is spliced from 7 exons. The record is from RefSeq and is a predicted model, not a curated record.
AGCUCACAUAGCAAGGAAUCUAGUUACACUACUUGUACACUACUGUGUGACAGUUCAUGGUGAAUUAUAGCCAAUGACGCUGAUAGCUCAAGACGCUGAUAACUUAUUAAAAAAAUGCACUGAAUUGUUUUGAAAAUGCUCACAACACGCCAGUGUUGUAAAGCGAGAGGUUAUACCACUGUAAGUUUUACAUCAGAACAUGAUAAUCCUCGUAUAAUGGGUUAUUUCCACGAUUGUGUGAAUAUGAUGCAAGUCAAGAGAUGGGUUUUGCUUAGCGUAUUGGUAUUUUUAGGCCAGUUGGUAGAGGUCAAAACCAUUCCACAACACCACAUAGCCUGUCAAACGCUGGAUACCAUAUACAAAAAUCAACUUAACAUUGCAUGCAAUUCGGAUGGUCUACUGUACAUAAAUAAACUGACUUUAAAAAAUUUAGGCCAACAGUCCGAUGCGAAAGCAGACAAUGAAAGCGAGUGUCAGAGAACAUCCGUUUCAUCUUGUUUCCGUUCUAUUCCGUCGGACAUUCCUUGGAAUUACACAUUUUAUCGUAAAGUAUCAAAAAUCUGUAAUGGAAAACACAACUGCAAUUUAGAAUCGAGUGAUUUUGUUUCCUAUGUAACUCAAUUUCGAGACCAGUUUACAUGCAGCAACAGGGGUCAUUUAUAUUAUACAAGAAUUGGAUGUUUUUUUGAAUGUUUUCUAACUAAAGGACAAGUUUUGGUCGGAAAAAAUAUUGCCGAAACCAAGAAUGGGUCUCUGUAUCUGCGGUCAAAUGAAACUGGGCGCUGCCUCAUAAGGGGAUCCAUUGAAUCAGCCAGGAUCCUGGAACAGGUCAACAUGACAUUUACUGUCAGUGAUAGAAAAUCCAGCCUCUGUACAGAGGUGUUUACCAAUGAAUCAUUCAACCACAAUAAAGACCUCUCUUGUUUACGGGGUGUCAAUGAGUUCCGUCUGGACAUCCAAACAACAGAUACUUUGAUAGGGAAAUUAUGGAUUGAAUUUAAAGGGACUUCGAUGCAAUUGGUAUGUGGGGACAACAUUCAAUUUCCAUCCAUCGUAGGCGAUGUUCAAGAUUCGGAACAGAAUGCUACUUCUACAUUACUACCAGUAAUAAUUGGACUUAUUGCUGGACUCCUGCUUUUGUUAGCUCUGAUUCUGGUUGUACUUAAAAGAAAGCACGCUCUAACGAUAAAAGCCGAGGCAAAGCAUCGUACUAUACAUGCAACAACCACGCUUGAAGGAGAUGAAGAUUGUACAUAUUACAACAAUGAGGUCGAUAAACCUCGAAAUGACUCCAACGACGUACAUGGGACAUCGUCUUCAUUUGAUGACUCUCUCUAUAACACGAUAGACACAGGUGGUAAUUACUCGCAAAUAAAUAUUAAAAAGAACACUUCAGAAUCUGGGGGACGCAAUGGAGAACAUAAUGUAAAGAACGGAGCAGAUGAUACCGAGAAGUCGCGGGAUGAGUCACGUGAUACAAAUAACGUUACCCCCAGGUCUAGUAACACAUUAGAGAUCAAACCCAACACAAUCAUCGGUGAGGUGACGGGAGAUGUCUAUGCCGCUGUGUGUAAGACGGACGAUCUGAAAAGCAUGCGUAUUACUGGACCGAAAGGAGACAUCUAUGCAACGGUUUCUACGGCUUCAAAUGUAGAAUAACUCUUAUCAAAAGUCCUAUAUUGGACUGAAGACGUCGAUCUAAGGCAUCCUGCAAAUGUAAUUAUUUGCGCACGUUGCAUAACUUUUUUUGUAAACGUACUUUAUAACUUUGCACAAAAAACUUCAUGCAAAUAUUAAGUGCGAAUGUGCCUUCCUUGAUCUACAUGUAUUUACUAUGAUGUGGAUACAGCAAUACAGUUUACAGAUUCACGCUAUUAUAUGCUUCAAAAUGUCAUUUGGUAACUUCAGUGGUAUUUCUGAAAGCAGCAGUACUUCAAAUUGUUCAUAUAAUCUGAAAUUUAAUUUAGCAAAAUUAUACUAUGGGUUGAAAAAUGAAUACUUUAACACACCUUGUCAUAGUUUCAUUCAAGUUGUUACGAUUUGAUUUAACGUUAUAUGUCUCUAACAUUGAAGAGUCCCUAAUAAAUAGCAUUUGUUGAUGGUUCUCAGCUAAUUAUAACAUUUGUAUGUCUAUGAAUUGUUAUGUUCAGUGAAUCAAUUUCAUGGAGAUUUUUUUUAUUUAAUGCGGAUUAUCGACUAAGAUAAUUAAACAGCACAGGAUAUACAUCAGUAUUAUAAAACACUUAUCUACAACCUGUGAGUUAGUGGGAUAGUCAUUCAACAAACCCUUGGCAUUAGUAAGGUUGACAAGCUUUUGGGUAAUGCCUCCUUCUGGAGGUUUAGUAAAUGAGGUACCACACUCUUAGCGAGUGGAUGAAUGUAUACAGUCUUUCCUGAUAUUUUUAACCAAUGAAAUAUACAACAUGACAUGUUGUAUUACAAUAUAUUUGUUAAAAAUAAAUUGAAUCCGGAAGGACAAAACCUCAA